Messenger RNA from Brienomyrus brachyistius, 2490 nucleotides. RefSeq names its product zinc finger protein 276 (gene znf276). Bases 415 to 2235 code for a protein of 606 amino acids. Lineage: Eukaryota; Metazoa; Chordata; Actinopteri; Osteoglossiformes; Mormyridae. The transcript is spliced from 11 exons. Gene Ontology annotation, cellular component: chromosome; kinetochore; nucleus. The record is from RefSeq and is a predicted model, not a curated record. Gene Ontology annotation, molecular function: chromatin insulator sequence binding; zinc ion binding. Gene Ontology annotation, biological process: regulation of transcription by RNA polymerase II.
CUGCGGGGACAUGCGUCACUUUGCCGUGCGGAUGCCGCUCAUGGCGCCUCUCCUUCUCUCCUCUGUUUUCCUCUCUACAAAAGCCCUUCCGGAUACACUUGUUUACUUUCAGACAUGUCCCUUUUCCAAACAUUUCAAUUAUGAUUUCUGGUAAUUAUUUUAAAUAAACGUCCAAUUUAAGUUAAAAACCUGGGCAUCUUAUUGGAAUUGAAUUGCAAUGCAAUGCACGUUAUUGUCCGGUCUUAUGUGAUUUCGUUGCCAGUUUAGCCAUUUUGACAAAUCAGAAGCAGAUCGAUUUCUAAACUUUUCUGCGCCGCUUUUCAACGUUUACGGGACACACAAGUGAACGGAGAGGAGCCCGCUGUCACUACACGUUGCUCCGUUUCUUUUUUUUUCUCCUGGACCGCGUCUGUAAUGAAAAGGGACCGGCGCGGGCGGCUUGCUGCUAGGUCACCACCGACAAGUCAUGCCCAGGCAGUCGGGGCCGGUAGGCGACCCGGGCGACGAGGAAGACCGAGGGCGACCGUGGAAAAGGGCGCUUCCGGAGAGGGGCUUGAGGCGAGCCGCAGGAGCGGCGGUCCUGUGGAAACCGCUGAAGGGGGGCGGGUGAAGGCGAUCGCGGUGCCCGCUUUGGCAGCCGGAGCCGGUGAUCGUACUGAAAACGGAUCCCACCACAUAAGCUCGGGUCGGCUCAGCACCGAGUUCUGCCGCCUCUGUCACGGCAAGUUUUCCCCGCGGAGCCUGCGAUACGCGUUUGGCCAGCCCCAGGGGCCCCCGGUGGAGGAGAAGAGGGAGAAGUCGGCGCUGUUCUGCGCAGACUUCCAGCACCUGGUGGGGGUGCCGGUGAGCCGCGACCCGCUGCUCUCACAGUUUGUCUGUAAGAGCUGCCAUGCGCAGUUCUACAAGUGCCACAACAUCCUGCUCGCCUUCCUCCGGAGGGUCAACCUGUCGCCAUCUUCGUGUGACAGUACAGGCGACUGGGGUAAUUCUAUGUGCUCGAAGUUGGUAGAUGAUGCCCUUUUGUCUGCAUCCCCAAUUACCUCUUCACCCCAGUGUCUCCACAAACUGGUGUCUUGGGCCCACCAGCAUGCCGAAGGGUGCAGGUCUUGCCCCAGCCUGCAGGAGGUGCUGCAGGGGCAGUACCAAGGCAUGGUGAGGGCAGUGUGGGGGUGUGUAGAGGGACACAGCUAUGCGGUGGAAGCCUACAUGUACCCAGGCUCCAGCCCCAGGAAAGCAGCAACGUCACUGCGGCCGGAGAGGGAGGAAGAGACCUGGAGGAAAGGGGCCCUCAAACCUGGGGUGGGCCUCACAGCUGCCGGCCCACCCGAGGGAAUGCCUAUAGCCCCGCCCAGCCCAGCAGCGGCACCUCAGGGUCCCGGCCUGAAACCCAUGCUGAGCAUUGACACUAUAGAUACCACAGAGGGAUUGGUGCAGAGUGAGGAAAUGGCCACACCCAUUGCAGCCGAGCCUCUGGACAUAGCGGGGGACAGCGACCUCUCUGACAGGGACUUCUCGAGCGAGGAUGAGGAGAGGAGGAAGAGCGGCUCGUCGGAUGAGCUGUUUGAGCCGUACCCCGGAAAGCGCGGAGUGGUUUCCUCAAAGAAAACCCCCACCCGAGAGCCCAAGAUGCCCCUUGAGCCGAAAGCAAGGAAGAAGCCGGGGCCCAAGCCAGGCUGGAAGAAGAUGAUCAAGACUGAAAGAGAGGAGCUGCCCACCAUUUACAAGUGCCCCCACCAGGGCUGCACAGCAGUGUACCGCGGUGCCGACGGCAUGAAGAAGCACAUCAAGGAGCACCAUGAGGAGGUGCGGGAGCGGCCCUGUCCCCACCCCGGCUGCAACAAGGUGUUCAUGAUCGACCGCUACCUUCAGCGGCACGUCAAGCUCAUCCACACGGAGGUGAGGAACUACAUCUGCGACCAAUGCGGACAGACGUUCAAACAGAGGAAGCACCUCUCUGUCCACCAGAUGCGACACUCCGGCGCAAAGCCGCUGCAGUGUGAGGUGUGCGGCUUCCAGUGCCGCCAGCGCGCCUCCCUCAAAUACCACAUGACGAAGCACAAGGCGGAGGAGGAGCUGGAGUUUGCCUGCGAGUUGUGCGGCAAGCGCUUUGAGAAGGCGCACAACCUCAACGUGCACAUGUCCAUGGUGCACCCGCUGAAGCACAGCAGUGGGCCAGAGCCGCCAGCAGCCCCCGUGCCGCUGCCCCGCUGCAAGGAUGCAGCCACCCCCCUGUGACCGCGGACCUCCAUGCUAACCGCUAAUGCCAGGACUACUAAGCGAAGAGGUGCACCAUGGGACAUGUGGUCUUAUUUUUCAAGCUCCACCCACAGAGGGCUCGAGUUGAGGCCAGGAUGUUUUCAGUGUCAUUUGUACAGUCAUGUAUAUAGAUUCUAUUUUUGCUGUUUUAGGGGCUGGUGGGCUCUGUUUGCCCGCCUGUUCUGCACUCCGUGUUUUAAACAUACAGUUGUUAAAAUGGAAGGAAUUAAUGAA